CGAACGCUUUCGCUGUUACUCCUCAGCACCUCCUCCCAAGUCCCAAACCCUUGUCUCGCUCUUUCUCUCGCUCUCUCUUCAUCGCCUCUAGGGCUUCGCUGAGAUCCCUCCGAGAAGAGAAUGGGUUCUUCUCUCCCUCCCAAGGAGGCUAAUCUCUUCAAAGUCAUCGUUAAAUCUUAUGAGACCAAGCAAUACAAGAAGGGUUUAAAAGCUGCCGAUGCCAUAUUAAAAAAGUUCCCUGAUCAUGGAGAAACCCUGUCAAUGAAGGGAUUGACAUUGAACUGCAUGGAUCGAAAGUCUGAAGCAUAUGAACUUGUUCGCCGAGGCCUUAAGAAUGAUCUCAAAAGUCAUGUCUGUUGGCAUGUUUAUGGUCUUCUUUAUCGAUCAGACAGGGACUAUAAGGAAGCAAUUAAAUGCUAUAGAAAUGCUUUAAAGAUUGACCCUGAUAAUAUUGAGAUCUUGAGGGAUCUUUCCCUGCUACAGGCCCAGAUGCGCUAUCUGACAGGAUUUGUUGAAACUAGACAACAACUGCUAACAUUAAAACCAAAUCAUCGAACAAAUUGGAUUGGUUUUGCCGUUGCACAUCAUUUGAAUUCCAAUUGCUCCAAGGCAGUAGAGAUUUUGGAGGCUUAUGAAGGUACACUAGAAGAUGAUUAUCCUCCAGAGAACGAGCGGUAUGAGCAUGGAGAAAUGCUUUUAUACAAGAUAUCCUUGCUGGAGGAAUGCGGGUUACUGGACAGAGCUCUUGAGGAAAUGCAGAAAAAGGAGAGCAAAAUUGUUGAUAAGUUAGCGUUUAAGGAACAGAUGGUUUCGAUCCUAGUGAAGCUUGGUCACUUAAAGGAAGGAGAGAAAAUAUAUAGGUCCCUCCUUUUUAUGAAUUCUGACAAUUACAAGUACUUUGUCGGCCUGCAAAAAUGUUUAGGAUUAUAUUCUGAAAAGGGGCAAUAUACUGCAGAUGAAAUUGUCCAGCUUGAGUCUUUGUACAAAUCUCUUAGGGAGGAAUACACCUGGUCAUCUGCUGUUAAGCGAAUACCAUUGGAUUUUCUUGAGGGAGAAAAGUUCCAAGAGGCUGCUGACAGCUAUGUUAGGCCACUUCUAUUGAAGGGAGUUCCUUCUUUGUUCUCUGACCUUAGUCCAUUGUAUGACCAGCCAGAAAAGGCAAACAUUCUUGAAAAGUUAUUCCUUCAACUUGAAAAUUCUGUAAGAUCUACUGGAAGUUUCCCCGGAAGGUCCGAAAAGGAGCCACCUUCGACGCUCAUGUGGACCUUAUUUUUGUUAGCCCAGCAUUAUGACAGGCGUGGGCAGCAUGAUGUUGCUCUUGCUAAGAUUGAUGAGGCUAUCGAACAUACUCCGACUGUCAUUGAUUUAUAUUCUGCUAAAGCGAGGAUAUUGGAGCAUGCUGGUGAUCUCAUAGCUGCUGCUGCUAUUGCUGAUGAAGCAAGAUCUAUGGAUCUGGCUGAUCGUUACUUGAAUAGUGAAUGUGUAAUACGCAUGCUUCAUGCUGAUCAGGUGGGUUUAGCAGAGAAGACAGCUGUAUUGUUCACGAAGGAUGGAGAGCAGCAUAAUAACCUGCAUGACAUGCAAUGCAUGUGGUAUGAACUGGCUUCUGGUGAAAGUUUCUUCCGUCAAGGUGAUUUGGGGAGAGCUCUUAAGAAGUUCCUUGCUGUUGAAAAACAUUACUCAGAUAUCACUGAGGAUCAAUUUGAUUUCCACUCUUAUUGUUUACGUAAAAUGACUUUGCGGUCUUAUGUCUCAAUGCUGAAAUUUCAAGAUAAAUUGCAUUCACAUCCGUAUUUUGAGAAAGCUGCAGCAGGAGCAAUAAGAUGUUAUAUGAAGUUGCAUGAUUCUCCAUUAAAAUCAGGUGCGGAGGAGGAGAAUGCAAUGUCAAAGUUGGAUCCCUCACAGAAAAGGAAACUCAGGCAAAAACAAAGAAAAGCUGAAGCUCGUGCCAAGAAAGAGGCGGAAGAGAAAAAUGGGGAAGCACCCACUGGUGCUUCUAAAUCUGGGAAGCGCCAAAAUGCCAGGCCUGUUGAUUUAGAUCCUAAUGGGGACAAACUGUUGCAGGUUGAGGAUCCGUUAUUGGAAGCAACAAAGUAUUUGAAUCUUCUCCAGAACAACUCAUCAAAGUCAUUGGAAACACACAUAUUGUCUUUUGAACUGCAUAUGAGAAAGCAGAAGAUUUUGCUUGCAUUCCAGGCUGUCAAGCAGUUGUUAAAGUUGGACGCAAAUAACCCUGACUCCCAUCGUUGUCUGAUUAGGUUCUUCCAUAAAAUUGCCAACUCUGCAGCCCCAGUUACUGAUUCAGAGAAGCUUGUCUGGAGAGUUUUGGAUGCUGAACGGCCAGAUAUAAGUCAAUUAAAUGGGAAGUCCCUUGUGGAAGCCAAUGAUUUCUUCCUUGAAAACAAUAAAGCUUCCUUGAUGCAUAGAGCAGCAGCUGCAGAAAUGCUUUUUGUUCUGGAGCCUGAGAAGAAAGUUGAAGCAAUUAAAAUAAUUGAAGAUACAACAAAUAAUUUCGCUCCGAGAAAUGGCGCCCUAGGCCCAGUCAGGGAAUGGAAACUUGAUGACUGUAUUGCAGUCCACAAACUCCUUGAAACAGUCUUUAUUGACCAUGAUGCUGCUUCCAGAUGGAAAACACAAUGCGCAGAAUAUUUUCCCUAUUCAACACACUUCGGAGGUUGCUACAGCUCUGUCGUGUCUUGCUCAUCCAGUUGCAACACGAAGACUUCCCCUGAAAAUGGAAGUGUUAGCUUUCAGCAACCUGGGAGCGGAAUUGCCAAUUCAUUGAAUGGAAACCUCCACAUGCUCCAAGAAUUAAAAAUAUAGAGCAAUGCAUAGUAGUAGCAAGGGAGGGAGGUUUGAUUGAUUUGAUUCACACUUUUAAGGGCUGCAGAACUUGUGCUGCAUUCAUAGAAACAGUAAAGAAUUGAAGAGGAUGGACCAGAUGCUUGCUAAAGCGCGGACUGAUUUUUGAUGCACUGAAGUGUUAAUUUUAUCGGUCGGUUGGUGAUUUCCAUGAUUUAUGGAGUGGCAGUGCAUAAGUUCCUAAUGUGUACAAAAAGAAGUUCAACGUUCAACUGCCAACCAUCAGAGCAGCUAAUUAAUUAUGUAGAUUAGAGAUUUCUUUGCAAGCCAGUUACAGUCAUGUUCCAUGAUCGUUGACAAGCAAAAUUGGUUUGGUUGAGUUGCGUUUCUGCCCUCCCAUCAAAACCGUAAUUUUUAUUUCUGCCCUCGUCUUUGUAGCGUAAUCUGAAAAAUUUUGAGACGCCAAGUUGUGUGGAUUUAUUCUCUUUGCUGCUGUUGUUAUUA
Molecule: messenger RNA, 3306 nt
Organism: Dioscorea cayenensis subsp. rotundata (Guinea yam)
Lineage: Eukaryota; Viridiplantae; Streptophyta; Magnoliopsida; Dioscoreales; Dioscoreaceae
Product: N-terminal acetyltransferase A complex auxiliary subunit NAA15
Exons: 26
Coding region: 121-2823 (900 amino acids)
Biological process (GO): N-terminal peptidyl-methionine acetylation
Cellular component (GO): cytoplasm
Molecular function (GO): protein-N-terminal amino-acid acetyltransferase activity; protein binding
Source: RefSeq, a predicted model, not a curated record